CAGAUACAUUCAACCCGAGUUAAGCGGCGCGUGCGCAACAGUUGAUCGUACAGCGAGAAUCACAUUCCCCAGUUGGACAUAUCCACACAUAGGCGGCCACCACAUGAAGUGCUUUUUUGUUUUAGUUGCUGCAGCGCUGGUGCUGAGCGCCCAGGCGCAGGAGCAGCAGGUGCAGGAUCAGGAGCAGACAGCGGCAGUGCCCGCGGCGGAUCAAGUGAGUUCCGCUAGCAACUAUGCGCCGCUGCAGGAGAAGAAGCAAGAGAAGCGCUAUGUUGGUGGAUAUGGUGGAUACGGUGGUGGUUACGGCAGCAACUAUGGCGGCUACGGCGGCAACUAUGGCGGAUAUGGCUCCACGCUAGGAGCUGGCUACGGCAGCGGCGUGGAUAGCUACUACAAUCCAUAUGGUUCACGUGGACUUGGCGGUCUAGAUGGCGCCACUGGUUAUGGUGGUUACGGCAGCGCUUUGGGAGGCUACGGCUCGGCAUUGGGUGGUUACGGUUCCGCACUUGGCGGCUACGGUUCAAGCUUGGGCGGCUACGGCUCCUCCUUGGGCGGCUACGGCUCCUCGUUGGGCGGCUAUGGCUCGUCGCUGGGCGGCUACGGCUCAUCGUUGGGCAACUACUACAACUCGAAUCCGUAUGCAUAUUACAGCCGUCUGGGUGCCGGCACUGGCUAUCCUUACUACAACACACGCUUCGGCGCCGGUGGCUAUCCCUCCAGCUAUUACAACAGCAACUAUGGUAACAGCGUCGUCGGCGGCGGUCUAGGCGCUCUGGGCGGUGUACCGCCCAUUGGUGCGGGCGCAGCUGGUUACAAUUACGGCGCUGGCAUCUCCGGCACCGUCUAUUAGAACCAACAGUACAACAUAGCAUUAACACCAUUAAGCUUAGUGCAAUUUACAUGUAUUUUUUUUUUUCUGCCGCAUGCUACAAUUUUUUUUCUAAC
Drosophila busckii is the source of this 945-nucleotide messenger RNA. Its product is annotated as keratin-associated protein 6-2. The coding region runs from base 104 to 850 and encodes 248 amino acids. Lineage: Eukaryota; Metazoa; Arthropoda; Insecta; Diptera; Drosophilidae. The transcript has 3 exons. The record is from RefSeq and is a predicted model, not a curated record.